Messenger RNA from Coregonus clupeaformis (lake whitefish), 2773 nucleotides. It is a transcript of the gene hmga2, whose product is annotated as high mobility group AT-hook 2. Gene Ontology annotation, cellular component: nucleus; chromatin. Lineage: Eukaryota; Metazoa; Chordata; Actinopteri; Salmoniformes; Salmonidae. The coding region runs from base 651 to 1001 and encodes 116 amino acids. Gene Ontology annotation, biological process: regulation of DNA-templated transcription. The record is from RefSeq and is a predicted model, not a curated record. The transcript has 5 exons. Gene Ontology annotation, molecular function: transcription coregulator activity; DNA binding.
AGUGAGUAGGCUGGUUUCGUGUGGGCUGUGGAGAUGCAUUUAUAAUGCCCACUGUUUUUUUGUAGUCUUGCCAAUCCGUGUAAAAACUCUUGCCCCGGUCAUAUAGUCUACGUUAUAAAAGUCUAGUUAUUGUUAUUUGUCAGUCAAAUCACGACACGUGGAUUUGACUGUGCGCCCCUGUCACCAUUUAUUUUCAAUAGGUCUCCCGCUCAUUUGUAACGACAGGAGCUGAAAUUCCAAUCGAUCCCGGGCUUAUUUUUAUCACCAAGGCCACCCCCACCCACUUCGACAGAGAGAGGAGACGGGGAGGGUUUUUUUCUGAGCCAAAUACUGAAGUGGGCAGCACGUGCUGUUCAUAAUACAGUCAAGCAACAUCUCCCUCCGGCGUUUUUUUUUUCUUCUUUUGUUUUUCUUUUGAGUAGCACCAACAUAUUCCGUGUAACUUUGAUAGCCUACCUGCCGGUUGAUUCGUGCAUUAGCUUACAACAAGAGGAUCCCCCCUCUCAAGCUCGUGCACCAGGACGUCCGGUGGCUGGCGGUGUGGUCGGUUAGUGUGCAGGCAGGGCAGGAUAGGCUCCAGGCUGACGGUGUGUGUUGUACAGUAGAUAGAAGCUGCUGCAGGAGAGAUUACUAUUUGGUACAAAGUCACAAUGAGUGCACACGGUGAAGAAGCCGGGGAGAGUUCAGGAACCGGGACCCAGGAGCCGGAGCCGGAGCCGGCGGCGGCUGCAGAGGCUCCGGCCAAGCGCAAACCGGGCAGACCGAGGAAGCCUGUUAAGGAACCUACUGGAGAGCCCGCCCCUAAACGACCAAGGGGCCGUCCCAGAGGCAGCAAGAACAAAUGCCCGUCCAAGGCAGCCGCCAGGAAAGCCCUGGCCUCUGGAGAGAAGAGACCCAGAGGCAGACCCAGGAAAUGGCCACAGCAGGUGGUCCAAAAGCCCGCUCAGGAAGAAGAAGAAGAGGAGGAGGAGGAGGAGGAGGAGUCUGGAGAGGAGGAUUAAAGAACAACAUCAUUUGACCUCUACCCCCCCAUGUCGCAGUUUCUUCCUCCUGAGGAAACCACCGCCUUCACCACUUACUAAAGGACGUUGACCUCUGACCUCUGCCCUCUGUCCACUUCCAUAUCACACUGUUUUCAUUUGACACUUUUUAUUUGGGUUUAUUUCUUUUGUUUUUGUUUGUUUCGAUUCUGGGAUGAAACACACAUUCAUCCUCAGAGCCGCCAAAACAACACUAAAUACGACAACAAGGAGCCGCUUUACAACAACAACAGCAAUGUUUUUAAACGUCUGUACGUACUGAAGGUGCUGGGGUUAGACGCACAAGAUGUGCCUCUGCAGUUUCUCCUUCCCUCCUCCUCGUUCGCUGUUGACUGAUUCUCCAGGCUUUUCUUUCUUUCUUUCUUUCUUUGAGGGAGAGAUAGAAAACUGAAACAGUCUGUUAUUGUCGUUGAGAAAUUGCGACCACAUGGCUGCUGUUUCAGUACAACAGAGGUCUACAACACAUAUAUACACAGCCCACUCCGGAGUCCCGUGUCUGACCACCAAAGACAGGGAGACAAGAGAACUCUCUCUUCAAGUCAGGAUGUUUUAAUCUGUCGUGUUUUAAUCUUUCAUGAAAUUACUUCUUUUUUUUAUAACAAAUUGGCUUCUUUAACUUGCUAAAGAUCACACAUUUCUCAUUGAUGAAUUCCUCAGUUGAGGUUGUUGAUUAUUAGCAGUUAUAUUUCAGCAUAUGUAUUUUACUGGCUGUAGUCUCUUUAACCAACAACCUUUUUCAAGUGCUUUUGCUUUAGCAUUUUACAUUGUGAUAAUGAUCAUUUUACAUUGUCAGAAUGAUCAUUUUAUAUUGUGAUAAUUAUCAUUUUACAUUGUGAUAAUGAUCAUUUUACAUUGUCAGAAUGAUCAUUUUACAUUGUCAGAAUGAUCAUUUUAUAUUGUGAUAAUUAUCAUUUUACAUUGUGAUAAUGAUCAUUUUACAUUGUGAUAAUGAUCAUUUUACAUUGUCAGAAUGAUCAUUUUAUAUUGUGAUAAUUAUCAUUUUAUAUUGUGAUAAUGAUCAUUUUACAUUGUGAUAAUGAUCAUUUUACAUUGUGAUAAUGAUCAUUUUACAUUGUGAUAAUGAUAAUUUUACAUUGUGAUAAUGAUAAUUUUAUAUUGUGAUAAUGAUCAUUUUAUAUUGUGAUAAUGAUCAUUUUAUAUUGUGAUAAUUAUCAUUUUAUAUUGUGAUAAUUAUCACCACACAACAAAGAGAAGAACUCAGCUUUAAUGUUUAUUAUGGUGAAGUUCAUACGAUGGAAGAAUCUUAUUGGAGAUAAUAUUAUAUAACUUUAUUAUUUUCUCUAUUCUUUGAUCAAAUAGGAAACGAUCAGUUGAUUAGUCACAGUUCUCAUCAUCAACAUAUUGAUUAUCCAGUUCAUUUUAAAAGUAUACAUUUAGCAGAGCGCUUUAACAUUGUAAUGCUUAAAUGCCAAACUGGCUGUACUGUGGCUGUUUUUUAGUUAGACAACUGCUUUAUUUAAUCCAACAUUUACACGAGGUCUGCAGCAGUCUCCCUGUCUUUGGUGGACUAACUUCAUAUUUGUGGAUUGAGAGAUGAUUUUAAUAUAUGGUCUUAGCUCUAAAUCCAUGAUUAAUCCCUUUAAACCUACCGCAGACUAACUGUAUAUCACUUCUUAUCAAAGUAAUCUGAUUAACCUGCUCACAUACAUACAUACAUACAUACAUACAUACAUACAUACAUACAUACAUACAUACAUACAUACAUACUUCCA